AUGAAAAAUAAUCAAUCAAUAGCAAGUUCUGAUCGUAUUGUUCUAUCUAUAAAAGGAAAUAAAGUUCAUUCUUUAACAAUAAAACAAGUUGUACCAUCAGAUGCUGGUUAUUAUACUGUCAAAGUAAUCUUAGAUAAUGGAACAAGUGUAUCCAAUGCUCAAGCUAUUGUUGAAAUUGUAUCAACAUUUGUUAAACUUCUUCAAAUAAUAACUAUUGUUGAUGGACAAGAUUAUGAAAUUGAUAUUGAAGUAUAUGGUUUACCACCACCGAAUAUUAAAUGGUUAUAUUUAAUAAUAUCAAAUGGUAAUCAUCAUCAAUUACAUAUUUAUCAUGUAACAGCACAAGAUGCUGAUGAAUAUCAAGUUGUUUGUUUAAAUAAUCUUGGUCAUUUACUUGUAUCAAUCAAACGUACAGCUCGAUUAGAUACACAAAUACAUGCAUUUUCUAAACCAAAAAUUAUUUGGUCAAAAGAUGCAAUACCAAUUGAUUUUAGUUUAUAUUCUAGAAGAAUAAAUGCUGAACAACGUCAAGGAACUUAUGCAUUAACGAUCAAAAAUUUACAAUUAGAUGAUAAAGGAUUUUAUGUAUAUGCAGAAACGUAUCAAAAAUUUCAUGAUAAAUUACUUAAAGAAUCCGAUAUUUGUAUUGAAUCAUCGAACCAAAUAGAACAACAACAACAAGAAUGA
Rotaria sp. Silwood2 is the source of this 687-nucleotide messenger RNA. The record is from the annotation of a GenBank genome assembly. Lineage: Eukaryota; Metazoa; Rotifera; Eurotatoria; Philodinida; Philodinidae.